Bombus impatiens (common eastern bumble bee) is the source of this 680-nucleotide messenger RNA. RefSeq lists its product as uncharacterized. NCBI's taxonomy places the organism in Eukaryota, Metazoa, Arthropoda, Insecta, Hymenoptera, Apidae. The transcript has 3 exons. The record is from RefSeq and is a predicted model, not a curated record. The coding region runs from base 1 to 438 and encodes 145 amino acids.
AUGAUGAAACGAAACGUAUAUUCCACGUGUAAAAUUAUCAAGCAAGAGAAACUUUUUAUUACGAUUACGAUCGAACCUUGGAUCGAGUCCUUGCCAUGUUUUAUUGACUACCAACCGUUCAAUAAUGAUCGAGUCCUUGUCAGAUUCAAGAUCGAUAUCGUUCACCGUUACGUGCACGACAAAGCAAUAAAAAUUCCAACUACAUAUCCUGUAAGAGUAUGUAAAUUGAUCCUACUUCGACUCUUAUAUCAUUGUUUUAUAAUCGUCGUAUCAGUGGUUUUGAAGUGUUUGAUCAAGAAUACGAAAAAGGUUAUGUACAUUCACGCUAUAUCGAAUGCAUGGUCACGUGAUCAAUAUGGAUGCAUUCAAAUCGAAAUACCGCCGAUCGCACGCCAAAAUAUCAAAUGGUUGAGCGGAAAGUCCACCGUGGGUCACUAGCGACACGGCAGGAGAUACGUCCCUGACAGCGCCUUCCCUCUCAACACUGACGCCAACAUUGGUCGACGGUAUUGCCAGAUUGCAAAUCUAGCCCAGUCGCGGUUUAUCAGCCGAGCUGUAACGAAAAAGAGAGCGGAGGUGCAUGCUUCCAAGUAACUGCAGUGCCUCCUCCGUUCACCUUAAAUUUAAUCGUGGUAUCCGUCCUUUAUCCUUUGCAACGUAUUCAUUUCAAACAAAAAAAA